GACGCCAUUAACGGCGUUGGACGACAGCUAACGGAGAGUGACCAUAAAUGAACGGUUUUUGUAAAGUUAGUGACCACAAAUGGAUUUAAAUAUUUCGAGUGACCAAACAUGAACGCUUUUUGUAAUGUUAGUGACCAACCAUGCAAUUAACCCUACAUUUAUCUAUCGAAAUUGGAAAAACCUCAUAAACCCUUUCUUCCUUAUUUGGGGGAAAAAUUCCGAUUCACAGGAAGUUUCAAAAUGGCUGCUGCUUCCUCCUCCUCGAGCUACUGCCUUUCUCCAUUUCCGUCGCCGCUUCUCCUGCGGCGGGAAUCGGCGAUGGCUGUUCCGUGUUUCUUACCGAAGCUUCCUCUAGUGAAGUCCAGGAACUUCUUCCCGGCGUUGUUUUGCAUUUCGCCAAGCCGGCACGCGGUUGACGAGCAGGAAAUCCUGCAGUUCGUGGCGGAAUCGAACGACCGGAUUCUCCCUUGCGUCAGAACCUUCGAGAAUGACUUGGCGCGGCUGAGUUUGGUAGGUUCCGUCGGAGUCGAGCAGGCUCUCACCGCCGCUGCCGCCGACGGAGGUCGAGCUGCGUCCGAGCACAUCCAGUCCGGCAUGUCCGCUAUGGUCGUCGAGACUGUUUCCCCUGGACCUUCCGACGAGCACGCCACCGUAUCCACUCGAUUGUUUUUGCCUGCGGAGAGAGUGAGAGCAAAAGCUCGCAAGCUCAAAGCAAGUUUCAAGGAGGAUGUUCUAUCUGGAGUGAGCUCCCAGAACAUACUCGCCUUGACAUUUAGACAAGUCGUCUUGCAACAGCUAUGGAACUUUGAACUUGUGUUGUUUGGGCCUGGAAUUGAGCGAGAUAUGGAGGAUCUCGAGACUCCCAGAGAGGUUGCUACCUCUUUCUUCCUCAGCUCAUCGGACGAUCGCAUUAUCUCUGUGCUAGCAGAAGCUGUCGCCAUUGCUGCUCUUCAUAAUACAGAAACAAGUUUUCUGAGAGGCUUCUUGGGGAAAUCUCCCAACAAAAUCUUCUCCUGGUUUGGAAAGCGAAGUGGGAUAGCUUCCAGAGAUUCUUCAGUUGUUAUUUACCAGUUGCUUGAACAUGAGAUCGUUGAAAAUGCUGAGACUUUACUUGAAAAGUUCAAUUCAAGCAAGGAAAUGUUAAGGGGUAUGAAAAGGAAGCAGAGGUACAGCUGGUGGACACCCUCGGCACAAAACAAGUUGGAACGUCUUGGUGGUUCUGAGUUCAGUGCUUGGGUGAGUGAGUAUGUACCUGUUUAUAAGCUGCAAGUUGAUGCUGAUAAAGCCAUGGAUGUCAAAUUUGAAGGCUGGAGGAACUUGCCGGGUAACAAGUUCGAGGUUCUAUUAACGCACUCCCAAAUGGUUCGUCUGGCUGAAAUACUGGACAUGUAUUAUGAUGAUGCAUAUUCGCUACCUAGUAAAGAAUUGUCAUGUGGUACUGUUGCAAAUGUUGCUAAUUUGUCAGAGAAAAGGAGGAAUUCAAUGUUGAUGAAAACCCUUUCAGUAGCCUUGGCAAGUGGAAUUUUUCUUAUUACAUUAGCUGCUGCGGGUCAGUUUGGCUUCUCUUUUCUACGUCAAAGGCAAAAGCAUGUUCAAGAACAUAGAUCACUUUCGACGUCUGAAACUGAGUAUAUAAUAAAUGAAUCUGUGAAUACAGAACAGUUGAAUGAAUGUUGUGUCUCGGUGAUCAAAAGGAUAAAGGAGGCAUUUGGUUGGCACGGGGACAUAAUGACGGACUUGAAUGCUGGUGCUUGGAUUGGCCAAGUUCCGGAGUAUCUGAAAAUGACUGCGACAACUGAUGAUUCUACCUCUGAAGGGCUAUCAACUGGUUUCUCAACGAUACAACAUAUUGAUGAGAAGGCAAAAUCAUCCGUGCAAGACAUUGCUAGUUAUCAGGUAGUUCUGUCGACUGAUGGAAAAUUGGUUGGCUUCCAGCCCACAAGUGGAGUGGGAGUAAACCAGUGGGCAGCCAAUCCCUUAGCAAAGGAACUCUACGGUGGAAGAAAGCUAACCCCUGGUUUCAUCGAGCCUAGGCUGAAUAUCGAGCUUCCGGAUGAGGUAGUCGUUAUCGAGCUGUUGAUGUCAAUUAAGGAUAAACACUUUGCACUGGCAAGACCAUUCCAAUGACUACUGUUACCCUGGUGUGUAGCUGUUUGGCAUCAUAUAUUGACUGCUACUCAUUUAAGGUUAGAAUAGAUUAUUAUGUAUACGAAACUAAUCUCUGUUUAAAGUCGUAAAUAUGAUGUUUUAUUGGACCAUUUUGCCUAAAAAUACCGCAUAAAUGGUGUUUCUCGGUUGGAGAAUUUUCGUGAUCAGCUAUUCCAGGGAGAGAACAUUUGACCAAAUAACCAUUGUUUUUUCUU
Molecule: messenger RNA, 2363 nt
Organism: Linum trigynum
Lineage: Eukaryota; Viridiplantae; Streptophyta; Magnoliopsida; Malpighiales; Linaceae
Source: the annotation of a GenBank genome assembly